AUGAGGCUGCUCUUCCCUGCCCUCCUGCUGGGCCUGCUCGCCGGGGCCCGCGCUGCGGAAGACUCCUGCGUGGGCCACUGCGAUGAUGGAUUCAAUUCACAGCGGAAGUGCCAGUGCGAUGCUCUCUGCAUGUACUACCAGAGCUGCUGCAGCGACUACUCCACUGUCUGCAAAACCAAAGUGACCCGAGGAGACGUGUUCGCCUUGCCAGAGGAUGAUUACGUGGACUACUACCCCACUACCGAGACCAAGAUGGAAGAGGGCACCGAGGCAGCGCCCACAGAAUGGCCCACGUCCCUGCCGCCCAUGCUGACAACGCCAGGAAGCGAGGUGGACCCUGAGCAGACGCUGCAGGAGGAGAAGGAGCCCAUCCAGGAGCUGCCCACCACCACGGUAGAUGGGCUCCAGCAGCCAGACCCUGAGGAGGACACCGAGCUGCUGUGCAGCAGGAAACCUUUUGAUGCCUUCACCGACCUGAAGAACGGCUCCCUUUACGCCUUCCGAGGGAAAUACUUCUACGAGCUGGAUGAGACAAGUGUGCGGCCUGACUACCCCAAGCUCAUCAGUGACGUCUGGGGUAUAGAGGGCCCCAUCGACGCAGCCUUCACGCGCAUCAACUGUCAGGGCAAGACUUACCUCUUCAAGGGCAGCCAGUAUUGGCGCUUCGAUGAUGGAGCCCUGGAUCCUGGCUACCCACGUGACAUCUCCGAGGGCUUUGAAGGCAUCCCAAACAACAUCGACGCUGCCUUCGCCCUCCCUGCGCACAGCUACCACGGCAAUGAGAGAGUCUAUUUCUUCAAGGAUAAGUAUUACUGGUCCUACGACUUUGCCCACCAGCCCACGCAGGCCGAGUGUGAGAAGUCCUCACCCUCCACUGUGUUCAACCACUACGCCUUCCUGAACCGUGACAGCUGGGAGGAUAUCUUCCAGAUCCUCUUUGGAGGCCGGAUAGCCGGGGCGAGCGGCCCGCGGUUCAUCAGCAGAGACUGGCGGGGGGUGCCCAGCCGGCUGGACGCUGCCAUGGCCGGCAGGAUCUACGUGGCAGCUCAGCAGCCCCGGAGGAGGAAGUCUCGCCGCCAGCGUAAGAGGUACAAGAGCCACCGGUCGCUGAAUUUGGGUUUCUGGAGCUGGCUGCAAAACGACUCUGAGUCUGCGGGCAUCGAAAGUGACUGGCCAUCGGGCUCCCAGUGCGAGACCCUCCAGAGCGUCUACUUCUUCGUAGGAGACAAGUACUACCGCGUCAACCUGCGCACCAAGCGCGUGGACCUGGUGCGGCCCCGCUACCCGCGCUCCAUCGCCCAGUACUGGCUGAACUGCCCGCAGCCCGGGGAGGAGAGCACCUGAGACGGGCCCAGCCGGAGCCUCCCUGCAGCACAGCCUCUAGCUAGACCCCAGUAAACUGAGUGCACUGCAGGCCGGGGA
Rhea pennata is the source of this 1422-nucleotide messenger RNA. It is a transcript of the gene VTN, whose product is annotated as vitronectin. NCBI's taxonomy places the organism in Eukaryota, Metazoa, Chordata, Aves, Rheiformes, Rheidae. The transcript has 8 exons. Gene Ontology annotation, molecular function: polysaccharide binding; extracellular matrix binding; scavenger receptor activity. The record is from RefSeq and is a predicted model, not a curated record. Bases 1 to 1344 code for a protein of 447 amino acids. Gene Ontology annotation, biological process: cell adhesion mediated by integrin; cell-matrix adhesion; immune response.